Messenger RNA from Anguilla rostrata (American eel), 11468 nucleotides. RefSeq names its product trichohyalin-like. Lineage: Eukaryota; Metazoa; Chordata; Actinopteri; Anguilliformes; Anguillidae. Gene Ontology annotation, biological process: protein import; protein targeting; intracellular protein transport. Gene Ontology annotation, molecular function: ATP binding. The coding region runs from base 260 to 8071 and encodes 2603 amino acids. The transcript is spliced from 11 exons. Gene Ontology annotation, cellular component: membrane. The record is from RefSeq and is a predicted model, not a curated record.
GUACUUUGACUAAUAAAAUGCGAGGGGAGUGGUCCCAGUAAGGAAACGGCACUGCUCGGCCAACGUGCCAUUUUGUGAAACUAAGAGAAAGCAUGUUAGCUGCUUCUUGAGAAAUUACUUCAAUGGGGGUGUGUGGUCACUCAUCAUAGCCAGAAGAGGGCGCUAAAUGCCCACUGGAAUGCAGUGCUGGACCAUAGAACCCCUUUGCUGAUAUAAGGCAACAGAUUAUACACCACAGGAGGACGUGAGAUCUUGAACCAUGGGGGGCGGGUACUCGGUCACCGUGAAGAAUGAGACCCCGUACACUUGGGAUUACUCGGAUGAGGCAAGGGGCAGACUGAGUGCCUGGGAAUCUAAACAGUUUAAGAAGGGCAUAUUCAAUCGAUCAGAGCUAUAUCUGACAUAUGGAGAUCAGAGAGAAGUGUCUUUAUCUCUGCAUACUGGAGGCGGCCGCGACACCACAUUCACCAUAAAAGAAAGCUGGGACCGAUCUCUAUUUGAGCUGCAUUGUAGUAUAUGUGGUGAAGUUAGGACUUGCCCCAACUAUGCAAAAAUUGAGGAAGACCGCAUUCGCCAACAGCAACAAGAGGAACAGAAACGUCAGGAGGCACUGAAAAGACUACAAGAGGAACAGAAACGUCAGGAGGCACUGAAAAGACAAGAAGAGGAACAGAGACGUCAGGAGGCACUGAAAAGACUACAAGAGGAACAGAAACGUCAGGAGGCACUGAAAAGACUACAAGAGGAACAGAAACGUCAGGAGGCACUGAAAAGACAACAAGAGGAACAGAAACGUCAGGAGGCACUGAAAAGACAACAAGAGGAACAGAAACGUCAGGAGGCACUGAAAAGACUACAAGAGGAACAGAAACGUCAGGAGGCACUGAAAAGACUACAAGAGGAACAGAAACGUCAGGAGGCACUGAAAAGACGACAAGAGGAACAGAAACGUCAAGAGGUACUGAAAAGCCAACAAGAGGAACAGAGACGUCAGGAGGCACUGAAAAGACAACAAGAGGAACAGAAACGUCAGGAGGCACUGAAAAGACUACAAGAGGAACAGAAACGUCAGGAGGCACUGAAAAGACAACAAGAGGAACAGAAACGUCAGGAGGCACUGAAAAGACAAGAGGAACAGAAACGUCAGGAGGCACUGAAAAGACUACAAGAGGAACAGAAACGUCAGGAGGCACUGAAAAGACAACAAGAGGAACAGAAACGUCGGGAGGUACAGAAAAGACAAGAAGACAACAAGAAAAGACAACAACAGAAACUAAAUGAAAAGUUGCGCAGACAAGAGGAACUGCGGAGUUUGAAAAGACUGGAGCAGGAAAAGAGGAUUGAGGAACAAAUCAACAGAGAAAACGAGACCGCAAGAAGGAAGCUCUCAGAAGCAUGGUCAAAGAUAAAUCUGAAUCUAAGUCAAGGGGGGCAAGAGAGACAUCAUCAGCGCACCCACGUGGUACAGCAAGCAGUAGAUGACCAUGCAGGUGCUAUAGAGUGGAAUGAGUCAACUGAAAUCGAGAAGAGGUUCAAUGACCUGCUGUUGGAAAACCAGAUCACUGAGAAUGAAAGAUCUGCAAAUGCACCAUUAGAAGACAGAAUGAGAAACCUUCAGACUGAACUGACUGUUCAGUUCUGUCAAGAACAUGGCCUUUCCAAUUGGCCUGUGUUGAACCUGGAGGCUGCCCUUCAGUGCACAGAACUGUCACUAACUGAGAGGUUCAGCUUACUCAAGGCAAUGACUCAAGUUCACCUGGAAGACAACCAAGAAACUGAGAGCGAGACUAUGCACUACCUAAACUGGGAUAACAACUACAGUUUAUUUCUGUUUUUAAUGGAGAAGCUUAGUGAUGUCAAUAACACUCUGGCCAGUAAACUUAUUUUGACAUUUCUUGACCUUUUCCCAGAUCUUUCUCAGAUCAGCAAAAAUCACCUGAGUCAAAUCCUGUUCAGUGGCAUCUGGACAACUGUAGAGAUCAUGUUCUUUCUCAGAGGGGUCAGUAGUAGAAUGAACCAGAACACCACAGAGUCAGUCCUUCAUAAAGUGCAGACCUAUAGACUUGGCCUCCUCCUCACUCUCUCUGCCCUAAGAGAUAAAAAUCCAUGUGAGACCCUGCAAGGGAUUGUAGAGGGAGAGACUGACAAAGACAUAGAUUCAAUUUUGAGUGAAAUGCAAGAUGCAAAUUACCCAGACAAGUUUGUCUCAGUGAUUGAGCAAGUCUUAAGACAAGUAGCAGAGGAGCUUAGUGAAUACCCAGCAGCACACUUGUGGAAGAAUGUUAGUGUUGCCAAAAAAAUUCAAAAAAAGAUUGGAGAGGUGGAACAUAAUAUCAAGUUGUUGAGUUUCACCAGGAUUGACAUCAGUACCCUCAAAGAUGUCCUUAUUGGCAUUUCCAUGGCUGUUAAUGAAUGUUCAACUGCUGAAACUCGGGGAGGAGAGAAAAUCGAGGGAUAUUUACCCAGAAUCACCCAGCUGGCUUCUUUACUAAUGCUUCUAUUACAGUCAACUGAAGAUAAAGGAUGCCUCCUUGAAAUUGGUACUGGGGAAGGGAAAUCAUGCAUCCUGGCUAUGUUUGCAGUAAUCCAGGCCAUCAGAGGAGCCAAAGUUGAUAUUGUGACCAGUUCUCCAGUGCUUGCAAGACGUGACCAAGAGGAAUGGAGAAAACUCUAUGACAUGUUUGGUGUCUCAUCCUCUGUUGUGCCACCACCACCGAGUGCUUCUAAAAGUCACGAAAAAAGACUACAGGAUGCUUACCUUAAUCAAAUUGUGUAUGGAACUGUUAGUGACUUUGCUGCAGAUACGCUGAGACAGGAAUUUGAAAGACAGAUCACUCGCGGGGAGAGGGAAUUUGACUUGGUGAUAGUAGAUGAGGUAGAUUAUAUGACCUUGGACAGUGGCGUUCAGGUGACCUUUCUUUCUCAUGAGGCCAGUGGCAUGAGGCAUGUUGAGCAAGUCCUUGCCAGCAUUUGGUCCAUGCUGUGCCCCUGUCGACCCAUUGAAAUGGAGGAAACUGGGGAGACGGAAUGGAUAACUGGAAUACAGCUUUUCCACAAGGCUGCAAAAAUGGCUGUGAUGGGUUCAGAAGCAUCGGAACACUUUUCAGAUUUUGACAUUUUGCUCCCAGGGAUACAGUUAGGAUUUUACACGCAGGAGGACAUCAAUCAGUUGAUGCAGAUUGAGACAGAGGUACAAAAGGAAGGUAAAGCUAAUGAUUUUCAAGAUGAUAAUUGGAAAGCCAUUGAAAAAUUCAUGACAAACAUUGGAGUGGAGGAACAACAUGAUCUGCUGUGCAUUUUUGAGACUGCUUUGGAACAAACUGUUUCUAUUAAUUGCUAUAGAGCCACAAACAAUAAAGCAGCACUACUGCAUAACAAGAAAAUGGACAGAGAUAUGAACAUCAAAAUGCUACUUUUGGAGAAUGGUCAGGCAAGUGAAAUAAUGUCUGAAAAAUCACUCAUCGAGGCAUCAGUGCAAGAGUUAAAGUCUAAAAUCAAAUAUUCUGAUGCUUGCACGCCAAACUCAAAAGACACCAAAAGUUUUAUUGUUAUCCCCUCAUUCCUUAAGCAGUACUUGGAGAAUCGAUUGCCAGUGUUUGUGGGUAAUGCCUUGAAGGCCAUUGUAAUGACACAGGGCAGAGAGUAUAUGAUUGAUGUGUCAUCAUCUGCUUCAAUGCCAAGCAAUGUCAGUGAGUCUGACAGACAUCUCUACCAUUCCAUUAUCCCAGUGGACUACCAAGCCAGUGGAGUGCUGGAGAAGAACAAACGCUGGGGUGAUGGCUUGCAGCAGUUUCUGGAGAUGAAGCACCAGUUGGCAAUGUCAUCUCUGUCCAUUGUUACAAAUUAUAUGUCAAAUAUGCAGUUCUUCAAAAGAUACCUCAAUGGAAGUGGAAUUUUUGGUGUUUCUGGAACAUUGGGUGGGGAUCCAGACAAAGAUUUCUUGAAAAGGCAUUACAAAACAGACAGUUAUGUGAUACCAGCUCAUCGCUAUAACAAGGUGGUUGAACUCCCUACCCAGCAGAUUAGUGGUGACUACUCUGAUUGGGUAAAGGCAGUCCGUGAAACUACAUGGGCAGCUGCUGACAGGGGGCAAGUUGUCUUGGUGGUGUGUGAAGAUGUGAAGACAGCAGUUGAGCUUCAGAAGGAAGUGGAAUCUGAAUGUCGAUCAAUCACCAUGUACACAAUCAGUGAAAGGGAUUACAUUGAAGAAACUACAUUUAAGAAGGGAAGCAUCAUUAUUGCCACUAACUUGGGAGGACGGGGCACAGACAUUAAGGUAGAUAAUGAGGUGAAUCAGUGUGGUGGACUCUUUGUCCUCCUCACACAUUUUCCCAGCAACCGUAGAGUGGAGAAACAAGUGUUUGGACGUACAGCUAGGAAAGGAAACCCUGGUAUGGUCCAGAUGAUACUCCACCAUGACCAUCUGGCACCGGCGUACCAAGGCCAACCGGUGGAGGUCAUGAGGCAGCUAAGAGAAGUCUACGAAGUUCAGCGCAUCUCUGAUAUGGAAUCAAAUGAGCUGCUGGAAAAUGAAAUGAAGGAAGAACUGUUCGCCACUUUUUGUAAAUUUCUUAAAGAAUUUGAUGCAAACUAUACAGAGCAAGAGAGAGAUAACCUGUUAAGUAUGAAGACAAAUAAUGUGGUAGAUACUAUCAAACAUCAAGGUAAUAAACUUGAUUACAAGCCUGCACUCAAUGCUCUCAAAGAAUCCUGGGCCUUGUGGCUGACACUUAAUGAGAAUAAUAUUGAACAGCAGAAGAAUUUCUCUGACUUGGAAGCUGACUUGUUUGGAAAGUUGACCAGUACAUCCAGCAUGCUUUUACAGGGUCAAAGCCACACAUUCUAUGACUAUCUCAAACAAGCUGUUAUCAGAACUGACCUGCAUUGUCGUAGAAAAACAAAGUGUGACUAUGGAGCAAAAGACUGCUGGCAGAAAGUUGCAGAAUGUGAUCCAUUCUACAGAGCGGUGGCACUCUACAACCAAGCCUAUAUCACAAUAAACCUUGCGAAGAAAGACUACAAAGCAGAGGCUAUUAAAUUACUUGAGGAGUCAAAGGAGACUGUGGAUGUCUACAUUUCAGAGACAUCAAAUACUGCAGUUGCUGGUCAGAUGGCAAUGAGAGGAAACUUUGAGCCACAUCAUGAUGGUGCUUGCAAUUUUCAAAGCCAGAUGCAAGCUCGGAUGGAUAUUUUCAAAACUUGGAGAGAAUACAUAGACAAUGCUCUGGAGAAACUUAAAGAAGUUGAGAGAAGUAACGCUGAUGCCAUCACUGAAGAAACAUCAGUUUAUUCACUUUCAGAUGAGAAGGACUUUGUCACCACAAAUGAGCUCAUGGCCAUGUAUGAGUAUGGCCUUGGAAUUGUGUUUGAGAUAAAACAAAAACCAAGAUUUAAUGUUGAUGCUUUGAUUUGUUUUCUGCUUGGCGCAGCCCAGGUUCUAGCUGGUGUUCUUGUUUGUGCAGCAUCCUUUGGCUCAGCCUCUCAGUUUGGUCUUGGUCUCAUCUCCGAGGGUGUCUCUGACAUGAUCAGUGGGGUUGUGGGUAUGAAAACUGGUGUUUUCAGUUGGGCGUCCUGGGCCAUUUCCAAAAGCAUCAGCAUCGGAAUAUCAUUGCUAACUGCUGGAUUUGGAACAAUCAAGAGCGCUGUCAAGUCUGUAUACAGUACCACAAAAGGCUUACUAAAUGGAACAAAGACCCUGUCCUCUGUUGCUCAAGGUGUCAUCAAAUCAGGGAAAGCCACAUUGCUGUCGAUAAAAGGUGCUGCCAUGUCAGCAGUCUCUUCAGUGUCUAGAAGCUCAUUGAGGAUGGGUACAGAUGUCGUGGUAAAACAGACUUUAAUACAUGCUUGCAAAUUUGCUGGGCAGGAAAUUGUUAAGCAGGCAACAAUAUACACAUUGCACUACGCAGUUGAUGCAGGACUUACUGCUGCUCUGAAGAACAUUGUGGAUUCAGCUUUUAGGAAAUCCUUCAAAGAUGAAAUAAAAAGAAAUGGUGAUUUGAAUCACACUCUCACACGCUUUAUAUGCCUUUAUGUUCCAAAAUCUGCUCCGAUGAGACAACAUAUGGACUUCAAGAUUGACAAACAUUGUGAGAGGGAAAUGAAAAAAAUGGUUAAAUUAAUGGCAGAAGGUGUUAUUCCCAGUCUCAUGACAGACUGCACCACUGUACACGAGGUUAUUGACAGGCUUUCCGAGGUGAGUGGAAAAGCUACAGAACUCUUGGACAAAGCAAGAGUACCCGGCAAAGUCCAAGCAGCCAUCAAUGCAGGACUUGUGAUAGCAAAACACAGCACUGUGUUAAUACAAAUCCUGGAAUCUGUCCCAACAAGAACAGUAGUUAAUGAAAAGAUUGUCCCCAAGUUGAUACAGCAAUUGAAUGAGCAGCUGGUUAAGAGCUAUGAGCAUGAUGAUAGACAUGAUCUCUCUGAUGUGAAACGCUUGAAGGGUGAGCUUUUGGAAUUAAUCUCAGACACCAUGUAUGAGGCAUUCAGUGAGGCUUGUGCUACACAUACAACAACAUUUAUGAAAGGGAUUUUCCGGAAGAAGAUUAGUAAGGCAGCAGAGGCUAUUGGGAAUGCCUCAAGCAAUAUAUUUGGCAGAUACAAAACCCAGGAUUUUUUCCAGGAGCAGCAACAGAGAUAUAAUAUGAAAAGAUAUGGAAAGAUUUUGACAGAGAAUUUGUCUGAAGCCGAAACACAAGUUCUUCAAGAUUAUAUAAGUAACAUUUCCAGCACUGACCGUCCAGCUUCUGAACUACACCUCUAUGUCCUCACAAAAAGUGACCUCCUUCAGGGCAAAGGUAUUAAGGUCAUAACGUUCAACAAAGAUGGGCAACCAAUCUAUGAGAAUACCUUCCCUGGCAAUGACCAUUCCGCAGGAUUCAUCACUCUCAAACUGUCCAGAAAGCCAGAGGAUUCAGAAAGUCAGAGGGGCUUUUUCAGAAGAAUGGAAGACAGAGUCCAAGGAGUGCAACGUCCCCAUGAAGGCCAUUACAGCAUCAUCCACCCAGAUGGCUCUGAGAUUCCUGUCAUAUCAAAUGGUCAGGACUGCCUGUAUCAUGCUGUAAUCCAGGCAACAACUACAGGUCAAGAACAAGACAUCCAGCAAAGAGCAGCUCUUCUGCGCUAUAGAGUACAAAGUGAGCUUAACCAGAACCUUCCACGGUAUGCUGGGCUAGUAAGAUGCCAGAAGAGCUAUGAGGAAUGGCAGAAAACUCCCGGACAAUACUCUGUCAUAGGAGGAGGACUGAAAAGACAGAAAACCGACAAUAAGUUCAACGAUGAAGACUAUAAGAAUACGAUCUCUGAGAUGAAAGCACAUGAGUAUUCUCCUGGAACAACAGAAUAUGAGAUUGCUGUAAAAUACCACCUUGGAUAUGUUGGAACAUAUGAAGAUCUAAAGAAUACAAUUGAAUCUGGAAGGAAAAUCGUGGAGAAGGAUCAUUUCAUUCCAAAUGGCACACUUGCUAUAGCUCGAACAAAAAAAUAUGCUCUAAAGAAACUUAAGAAUUCAGGGCAAACAGAGCAUUCAAAUCUUUAUACUCUGGUGACAAAAGAGGACAAAAAUGGAAAUCUUCACCUGGCCAUGCAGGUGCUUUACCAGGAUCACCGUAUUGCCUUGACAACUGCAAACAGCAGGGGCGCCCCAGAAUGCAGGGCACUGCUGGCUGAUACGCUACUGAGUGGGGAUGGUGAGACCCUGCUGAAACAGGCCAUGAUCAUGGCCAACCCCAUAUCUUCCCAGAACCUCAAAAGACAUGCAGGUAUACAGACUCAUCCAUUGGAGGGAAGAGUAAAACCUCUUACAAAAGAAGGGACAAAUUGCUACUACAAAACCGGUUACGUGACGUUAAUCGGUGAGUAUCAGAAGAUCGGCAUCAUCGACCAAAACGCGGUGGGUAGACUGAAGACGUGGGUGAAAGAAGAUCAGCACCUCAGCAAAAAUACACCUGAGUACAAUAGCAUAUUAAAAGUAUUAUCACCUUUGGGCGAUCAGAGCGCGGGCACUGCAACUAGAGGUAUUAAGAGGAAAAGCUUUACAGGGCCUGAUCAUGGUCAAAAAAGAAGAAAAUGAACUUUUAAAAAAGAAGCAUUAUUUUUCAGUCUGUUUUAAUUUUUGUCUGUGUCUUUGAUGUGUGCAAGAUGAAUACUUGCCCUGUGAUCUUCUACUUUUGUGGAAUGCUCUUUAUUUGAUUUGAUGUUAGUGGUGGAUUUGAUGUUGAUGCAAUGAAGCACAUCACAGUUCAAUGGGCCUCACUGAUGUAAUGCAGAGCAAAACCUUUACCCAUAUAUGGAUUUCCGGAUCAAUGAGAAUUUCUCUAUAGGGAAAAUGAAUGGGAGUUUCACAUAAACAUCCCUAUCACAGUCUGUGAUUGAACUUUUUAAACACCAAUAUAAAUCUUAAAAUGUUUUAUCCGAAUGCAUUUCUGUUGUAGUCUGUAUUUCCCGGUCACUUGUCUCCCCAGUACUGUCUCUGUGUCUGUGUUCCCUGAGCUGCUUCACUCCCCUGUACUUGUGUGAUUUCACUAUUCGGGUGGUUCCGGGUUUUCAUGGUUUCCCCCCUUCUUUCCAGUCUCGCUUUACUUUCUUCCUGCUGAUUUCUAGUUUUACUAAUUUCUACUAAUCCCUACUAACUUAUAGAUUGUAAAGUACUAACCUCACUAAUAUACUAACAUGUGAAUAUUACUAAUGGACUAACACACACUAGUUUUGGGUUUUUGAUAGUUUAGAUCACUAUACUAAUACAUUAACCAGUCUCCCCUUUUCCAUGCUGCGCUGUAGCUCCGCCUCUUUUCUUUCUAGCCUGCUCUAACGCUGAGUUCUGCAAUUGCCUGCACCUGUCUCUUGCUCUGACUGCACCUCUCUCUCUCUGCACGUGUUUUACCUGCUUCACCCAGGCCGUCUAUUAUCAUUGUUGUCUAUGUGAUUCCAGUCCGCGUUUUGUCAGUCCCCUGUCAUUGAAUUAGUUUUCCUAAUGUUCUUCACCUGGAUGUUGUUUGUUACUCCUCCCUCACUCACUUAACCCCUCCUUGAUUGUUAUCUUCCCCAGUGUAUAAAUGUCAGUCUUUUCCACCUGUUCAGUGUCAGAACGUUGAUCAUAUUCAUUGUGCCGAUUAUUUGUAAGCCUUUGUCUAUUGAGAUUCCUGCGACACCCCUUUGCCCGACUUCGAGUUUGCCUGCCCCUUUUGGUUUUGUUUGCUUCUGGUUUGACCUUCGCUUUGCCUUGACUUCUCUUUUGCCUGUCCCUUUGUACCUUCGCAAUUCUGAUCUCCUGGUUUUUGAUUUUUUGCCUGUCUUUUCACUAUUCUUUUGGAAACUCGAUUUGGCACCGUCCUCUCUCUGACUACCUGGCUUCGAACCUCGGACUGAUUAAAGACAACGUUUUUUGGAUUUCCCUGGUCUUCGUGUGGGUCCUUACACAGAACAUCACAAUUUCUCUCUUAAAUGAAACUGGAUUCGCUUAAUUCCAAUGGCUACUUUCCAACCGAAAUAAUUAUUUUGCUAACAGAAUGCUAAGACUGCUACGAAUGUUAUUUUUGUCAAAAAGCAACCAUUAGCCAGCAAAUAAAUUUUAAAGAAAGUACUCGAAUAACAUAGAAAUUACUCACAAGAACAGCAAAAAUAACAACAAUAAACCGUGAAUUAUAGCUGGAAAUAUAGCUAGCCCUGUUUAUGAUGUGCAACGGGUCGCUAACCACUUAGCUGUUAGCUAUUUGUUUUUUUAAAUUACAACAAAUUAUUUAUUUAUUUAUUUUUUGUGAAAAAUGGAUGAAACGCAGUCUUUUUUCAUGCACAGACAAACGUCCAAAUGUCAUACAUUAUUUUGAAGGAGUUAGGAAAUGCCAUUCACACAAUUUUUUUGAUCCGGAAGUCUCAAAAAUGCUAAUAAACCUGAAGCAAAUGAUGACAACUUCUAGGCCAAUAUGAUCCAGACUCAAUCAAAGAUGAUGGACAAAACACGGAGAGGCCAAUUUGCCUAUUCCAGCCAUAGAAAGAAUUGUUUCAUAAAACAGAAUAUAGUGGGGACACAAAGGCUGAACAGGAACACACCAAAAUGCAAAGAACACCAAAUUCAAUACUUAUUUUGGCCCUCUGUGGGCACUCAACCACAAAUUUUACAAUAUAAUUACAAAAUAUUUUUGAGAUUAAAAUAUUUGUCAGGUCUGCUGUGUUGUAAUUUUUUUCUUGGCAGUUCGUCAGUAAAUUUCAUUAAAGGAUAGGCUCACUAUUUUCAACGCAGACGUUAGUGAAAUGUUGUUCCCCUUCAUUUAUAAUCGUGCAUAGCACAACCUCACUGAUACCUUAAGUACUGAGAAACUUGAAGCUUCUCAGAGGUCUUGAACAUGGUCCAAACGUUCAGCCGUUUAUAUACCAUAAAUCUUCUUUUCGAGAAUGGGGAAACUCAUAGUAUACUCACGAGUCUCUUUGUGUAUUUUUUGUUUAUUCAGAACAUGAGUGACAGUAAUAUCACAUUUGAUUUGGAACUAGUUUUUGCAACUGUCACAGUACAGUACAUCCCAACCAGUUAUAAAAUUCCGUACUUCAUUUUCUGAGAAUGGAACCUCUCACAGGGAUGAAAUGUAGGAGCAGAACACCCUGUCUAUGAGAACAUAUUAACGGAAGUGCAAUAUUAAGCCAAUAAGACCCGAUAUAAAGCAUGGUUUGCAUUUUUCGGUAGAAAAUAUAAAGGUGUCUGAGUAUACUGGGAGUUAUACUCUACAACAUAAACAGGAAGCGAUAGUCUAAUUGGAGCACUUUGAACACAUCAGAAGCGUGAAAAUAUUUUUGCAAUCUCCACUCAUGAAGGAACCUUGUGUUAAUUAGCAUUAGGCUUCUGAUGCCUGACUAACAUUCCUGAUCAUUAAUUACAUUAUGCUUCUGUACAAUCAAAAGUUUGUAUUUAAAAUAGGCAAUUAAAAAAAUAUAUAUAUUGUUGGAAUGCUUAAAAUUGUAAAACAAGUAAUUAGUAUAUUGUAUAUCUUUGAUAAACACUUGGCUUGCUAAUGGAUUACCUAUGAAGAUGUUUAAAUCCAUAAAGGAUACUCCUUAUGAAAUUAUGUAUUUCAUCCACAAUUUGUAUUUUAAAUGCUGUCAAAUUUAUUGUCUGCAUGCUGUGACUGAUAAUUCUGUGGAAUAAUGGUAGUAUUGUUUUGGAAUAUUCAGUUACUAUGUACAUGUAUUUGUUAACAGAAUAUUUUCACUUUUGCCUCAGUCUUCAUUUUGCUUCAUGUCAGUGUAAAUUUUGAGUGGCAAGAUAACAGUGUCAUUGCUGAUCUGAAAAUAAAGAAAGUGUUACUGGCCUCAGGCCUAGGGGAACCUGGGCCUGUUACAAACCAUGCUCCUUUAACACUGAAGGAUGAUAGAGAAGCGGACACAGUUACUGCGUGUAGUCGACUCUGGCACAUAUUUUAUUCUCCUUUUCAUUGUCUCUUUUCUUUGGUUCAAUUAUCAAAAUAAACAGAUCAACCAUU